This is a messenger RNA of Bombus impatiens (common eastern bumble bee), 1866 nucleotides long. RefSeq lists its product as uncharacterized. Lineage: Eukaryota; Metazoa; Arthropoda; Insecta; Hymenoptera; Apidae. The coding region runs from base 280 to 1647 and encodes 455 amino acids. The transcript has 6 exons. The record is from RefSeq and is a predicted model, not a curated record. Gene Ontology annotation, molecular function: protein binding.
UCACUCGAAGAAAAUUAACUGAUCUGUUUAAUUGAAGAAAGCAUAUGUAUACAGUAAAAUACAAAUAUAACUUUUUAUCCAUAUGUUUGAAAUAAUAAUUAAAUUUCAUUACUACGUCAUGUUUUUCAUUCGUACGUCAAAUCCAAUGUACACUACCAUUCGUGAAAUUUUUAAUUAUUAUCGUGGCGCCUCUGAAUUCAUAUCGCGUCAAAAGAUAUCUGACACUUGGUAGUGGGCGUAUAAUCGGAACGCAGAAGCUUCAUUGUUGUCAAUACGGAAAUGCGAAUUCCUACACGUUCUGCCCCUCGUCCACCGAUUAAUCCAAAUUCGACGGCACAAAGAAACAUUAUUUGGAAUAGCACAAACAAUGUUUUUGGAUCUUCGUUAAUGCAACAACCUAUUCAGAAGAAAAAGCCACCACCUCGGCCACCACCGCCAAAAUUUAAUCAAAAUUAUUCGCAUACGCAAAAGGAAAAGUCAAAAAAGCCAGUAAGGCCUACAGAACUUUUGACUAAUCUUUUCGGAAGAAAGAAAAGCGAACAUUCAAGCAUAACACAGUUAAAUAGUCAAAUACACAAUACAAUAUUACAAUCAGAAAACACAAAUGGACCAAUUUGUCUAAUAGAUUUUAGUCCACCUGGAUCUCCAACAUUUACGACUCGAUCAAGUAGCGACGGUGUUAGCAUUGAUAGCUUUGGCAGUGAUGGAAACUCAAAUCCAUCUGCAUUUACAAGUAGUGGGAACACAUCUCAAACAGAAAGUGCCUUUGAAGAUGAUUUUGAUUUUUUUGGAAUAUCUAAUAAAAAAGCAUCACAAAAUGAUCCAUGGAAAAUUAAUUCAAUAACAGAUCCAUUUGGACCAUUGGAAAUAACUAAUCAUAAUACGUUACAAUCUGUAAAACAUGCGGGGGAUGCAAGCUUUUUUGCUUUUAAUACAAAUAACCAAGCAUCUUUCGAUCAAACAUCUUUGAAAAGUACUCGAUCAAUGCCAACUAUAAUUCGCGCGAAACCACCCAAACCCCCAGCUCCAAAAGUUUUACAAACGAAAAUACAGCAAAAGAUUAACAACAUCGAAAUUGAAUCAAGAUGUUCAAACAAAAUAGUGCCUUCUGCUAAACCAAUGACGUUAGAUUUAUCUAAUUCAUGGCAAAAUGAUUCUAAAGAUAACCCUUCACCUCCGAUGCCCACAAUACCACCACCUGCACCACCUCUGGAAUAUUUAGCAGAAAUAAAUAACGAUCUUUCAGUCAGCAAUGAAGAACCUUACGGCAUUGCUCUAUAUGAUUUUCCAUUAAUACAUGCGGACGAUUUGCCUUUCAAGCAAGGUGAUAUAAUAUAUUUAAUUAAGAAAAUUAAUGAAGAUUGGAUGGAGGGUAGAGUAGGAAAUCAACAAGGAAUAUUUCCUAUUAAUUUUAUCGAUAUAAAAGUACCAUUGCCUGGUGUCCCAGACAAUAUAGUUACCGCUAUCUACCCUUUUAAAGGUGAAACACCAGAAGAUUUAGUAUUUGAUGAAGGAGAAAAAAUUACAGUUUUAUCGAGGAUAUCACAAGAUUGGUUAUAUGGUGAGUGUAAAGAUCGAAAAGGACAAUUUCCGGUAAAUUACGUAAAUAGAAUCCCAUGCACUCUUCCUUUACACUUGGAAAAUUAAUGUUUCGCAUGUUUUCUCAUAUUAUAAAUGAUUACAUGUCAGUGAUUUCUAUAUUACUAAUUUUAUUCUUACGAAUAUUUUUGUAAUGGUAUUUUCAUGAAGCAGGGAAUGAAAAAUUUAGAAUUUAUUCAGUCAUAGAUACUAAAUGGAGACUAAAUUUGUAGAAUUUCUAUUUACAACAAGACUGAGUUAUAUGCAAGUAUGCAUUGCCUUGUGAAA